AUAAGAAAAUGCGGGAAAAUAAUGACUCAUCAAAUUCCCCCACACUUAGCCUUUUGCACUCCCGGGCAAAAUCAAGAAGCAAAGCAAGGAGCAAUUCCAAAGACAUCGAAGAGAGUGACAUAACAAAAAGGUGCAAGAACAAGAAGACACACAAAACCCAAACAAAUUUACACAAUCCUUAA
Messenger RNA from Sphenostylis stenocarpa, 182 nucleotides. NCBI's taxonomy places the organism in Eukaryota, Viridiplantae, Streptophyta, Magnoliopsida, Fabales, Fabaceae. The record is from the annotation of a GenBank genome assembly.